GAGUGGAGGACGCCAUGUGCUUUUGAAUGUUUCGGUGUGACUGGAUAAUUAAGUGAGUGUGGAGUGUUGGUGCCGCAGGGAUUUAUUUUCCUCAAGAGUAGAGAAUUUGAUUUCUGAAGAUGUAUUGCGCCCUGCACUGUAUACGCUACUCUCUGCGGAUAGCCGCUAAAACACACCGGAGUCAUCUGUCAGCACCAGCAUUGCACGCCCUGCGAGCGCUCCACAGCAGUCCUGCCUGUCUGUCUGAUGCUUUAGCUGCGCCGCCCUUUGAUGGAGCACCCAAGCAAUACUCACCCAAAAUCCAGCAGCUGGUCAGCGAUAUAGCCAGUCUAACUCUGCUAGAGGUGUCAGAUCUCAAUGAGCUGCUUAAGAAAACUCUUAACAUUCAGGAUGUGGGCAUGAUGCCCAUUGGAGCAGUGGCUGCAGCACCAUCUGCCACAGCAGCACAGGCAGAGGAAGAAGAUGCAGCCCCAGCGAAGAAGGAAAAAACGCAUUUCACAGUGAAACUGACAGAGCUGAAGGCAGCUGAUAAAGUGAAACUGAUUAAAGAAGUGAAGAACUGUAUUCAGGGCUUAAAUCUUGUACAGGCCAAGAAGAUUGUUGAAUCCCUGCCACAGGAGAUCCGGCCUAACGUUUCCAAAGAGGAAGCAGAGAAGCUUAAAGCAGCGCUAGAAGCAGCAGGUGGCACUGUGGUUCUGGAGUAGAUUUCAUCAUGGCAUCACAACAUUUAACCUCUUCAUUACUGUCUGUGUUUUUUUUUUUUUUUUUUUUUUACAACAAAGAUAAAAGGAAUUUUUGGAGAAUAGAAAGCUUGGUCUACUGGUGACUGUCUGGGUGUGUGAACUCUUGGACUGAACUUAAGCAAGCCUUGGGCUUGCAGACUCUCACCACCCAGUCAUCAGAUCUGCCUGUCAAAGUAUUGUAGCCACAGAGCUAUUGACGGGUUGGCCUGAACAGUACAGACAAAUAAUGUCUGUAUGUCUGUGUCUCUUACAUGGAGUGGGGAUGCAUGUCCUGGAUGUAAGGACAUGAUAUCCAUUGCCAGUGGUUAAAUAAAUACAUACUACAUAUACACUA
Messenger RNA from Trichomycterus rosablanca, 1077 nucleotides. It is a transcript of the gene mrpl12, whose product is annotated as mitochondrial ribosomal protein L12. The record is from RefSeq and is a predicted model, not a curated record. NCBI's taxonomy places the organism in Eukaryota, Metazoa, Chordata, Actinopteri, Siluriformes, Trichomycteridae. Gene Ontology annotation, biological process: translation. The transcript is spliced from 5 exons. The coding region runs from base 120 to 704 and encodes 194 amino acids. Gene Ontology annotation, molecular function: mRNA binding; structural constituent of ribosome. Gene Ontology annotation, cellular component: mitochondrial large ribosomal subunit; ribosome.